Molecule: messenger RNA, 852 nt
Organism: Pelodiscus sinensis (Chinese soft-shelled turtle)
Lineage: Eukaryota; Metazoa; Chordata; Testudines; Trionychidae
Source: RefSeq, a predicted model, not a curated record
AUGCCUGUGUCAGUCCCUGUUGUUCGUGCCGGAGUCCCUCUGACUCCCAACCCUUUUGCUUUUCUCUUCCAGCUCUUUGCUAUUUUUGCCUUUGGAUGCUGCGGCUCGUUUAGUGGGGAGACGGGGGCCACCGUGAAAUGCCCUGAUGAUGUGAACGAGAUGACUGCCAUCUCUGUGCAGUUUGGCUACCCUUUCAGGUUAGCCAGGAUUCCCUUCGAGAUGCCAACCUGCGACAGCAACGGCACCAAGCGGACGCUGUAUCUCAUGGGGGACUUCUCAGCCUCUGCCGAGUUCUUCGUGACCCUGGGAGUCUUCUCCUUCCUCUACAGCAUGGCAGCCCUGGUGAUCUACCUGCGCUUUCACUCCCUCUACGCAGAGAACAAGCGGCUUCCCUUUGCGGAUUUCUGCGUGAGCGUCUCCUUCACCUUCUUCUGGCUGGUGGCGGCCGCAGCCUGGGGCAAAGGCCUGUCGGACGUCAAGGGGGCCACGCGGCCGUCCAGCCUCAUUGCUGCCAUGUCGGUGUGCCAGUUCAAAAGCACAGUGUGCAACGCCGGGGCCACGCCGGCCAUGGGGCUGGCCAACAUCUCUGUGCUCUUCGGCUUCAUCAAUUUUAUCCUGUGGGCUGGAAACUGCUGGUUUGUGUUCAAAGAGACCUCGUGGCACGCGCAGGCCACCAGCAAGGAGAACUCUGCUGAACUGGGAGCCAUCGACAAGCAGUAAAGGUCACCCCGCCCGCCCCGAGACCUCCUCCCCCCGGACAGCCAGCACCUUGUCGCAGUCACGCCUUUGCCCCAGCGCUGGGGGAGCCGUGGCUGCAAGGUCUGUCGUCACGCUGGCGCCCUCGGAGCGAGG